AGGAGGCGAAGCGCUCCGAGCCGCCGCUGAUGUGACACGCUUACAAAUACACAGAAAACCACCGAGCGGGCGACAGGACACCAUGAUCCGGCUCCAGCGGCGUGUUUAGUCCGCCCGACCCGUCCGCACCUCGGAGCGCUGUGUUGUUCGUCUCCCUCCGCCUUCACGGUAGUCCUCUCGGAGCAGCGGCAGCGGCAGCGGCAGCAUGGUGGAACAGUCGGAUCGAGCCCCGCUGCUGGACUGGGAGGAGAUCCCACCGCCCGAUCCCAACCAGGCGGCCCAGCCGCCGCCUCAGCCGCCGCCGGGAGCGGAGGAAGCCGCCACGCAGAAAAGUUCGCAGCCGCAGACUGGCACUGCGGCUGGCACUGGGUGGAGCAGCGGCAGCACCCCCUCCAUCAUCACCUGCAGCCCGACGCGGAGCCUGACCACCGUGGUGCUCAGCGAGGACGGCGGCCGGCCGCGGACCGAGCUCUUCGGACACGGGUGGGACCGCACGGCUUUCGGUCCCGUCUGCUUCCCCGGGCUGUCCGCGAGGGACCAGUGGGAGGAAAAGGACCAGAUCGUGGCCGUGUUCGUGGUUACAUUUGACACCAGAUCGGGGAACAUGGUGGAGUGGUGUCUGCCUCAGGACGUCAACCUGGACGGGGUUGAGUUCAAGUCGAUGGCCAGCGGCUCUCACCGGAUCACCAGUGAUUUCAUAUAUUUCCGUAAAGGCUGUUACUUCGGGCUGGCCUGUUUCGCUAACAUGCCUGUGGAGAGUGAGCUGGAGCGAGGAGCCCGGAUGAAGUCAGUGGGAAUCCUGUCUCCCUCCUACACUCUGCUGUACCGAUACAUGCACUUCUUGGAGAACCAAGUCAGACACCAGCUGCAGUGCCCGGGCCAGUACUCCCCACUGGAGGCCUUCUACGAGGACAAGAAGGCAGUUCUCCCGCCGACGGGGAACGGCCUCGUCAACGCCUGUCCCACCUGGAGCGUCACCACCAUCAACCGCUGCAUGCACCCGGAGAUGAAGAUCACCCACCCGGCUGGCUGCAUGUCCCAGUUCAUCCAGUUUUUCGGGGAGCAGAUCAUGGUGCUGUGGAAGUUUGCGCUGCUGCGGAAACGUCUCCUCAUCUUCUCCCCUCCUCCCGUGGGUGUGGUCUGCUACAGAGUGUAUUGCUGCUGCUGCCUGGCCAACAUUUCUUUACCUGGAAUCGGAGUGUCUGUGCCUGAGUUACGGCCUUUCUUCUACAUCAACAUUGCAGACAUCACUGCUCUGGAGACGGAGCUGUCGUACGUGGCCUGCACCACAGAGAAGAUUUUCGAGGAGAAGAAGGAGCUGUAUGACGUCUACAUCGACAACCAGAUUGUGAAAACUCACAGAAGCCAUUUGCAGCCGCUUCUGAGACUGAAUGCGGCCGAUAAGGAGAAGUACAGGAAGCUGACAGAGCAGAGGCAAUUGUUGCUUUACUCUCAGGAGGUGGAAGAAGACUGCACUGCAAACGAGGAAGAUCUUUUUAUUCUGUUCUUCAUGGAGAUGAACAACCGCAUCUUCCAGACGCUGUCGGAGGUGGCGGGCAGCAACGACCCCACCCUGACCGCCGAGCACGUGAGGGCCAUGGGGCUGGAUCCUCAGUGCGACCGCUCCUUCCUGGUGGACCUGCUGGAGGUGUACGGCAUCGACGUCACGCUGGUCAUAGACAACCUCUGCUGUCCCUGAAGCCCGGACGCCACUGGAUCGUCUGAGGCCGCCCUACACCUACACACACACACCUACACGCACACACACAUACACACACAGAAACUAAAGACACUGCCGCCACCUGGGGACACCAUGUUAUCCUCUGUGUGUGUGUGUGUGAGAGACUGAUCAGUGGCGACUGUUUAAACCACCGGGUGAUAAGGACGCUCUCCAUGGCGGCUGAUAAACUCCUGCCUGGCAGCUGCAGCCGCUCCAGUCCCGCGUCACUCACUCCGUCCUGCUCCCGUCCAGCACCCAACUCUCUUGUACAUGUUUGCCUGUUGGGCUUCUGACUGUUGAUUAAGACGCCCAGGCCGAAGCACUGGAUGGAUAUUUCUCACUGCAGAGCGACGGACUGCUCUCCGCUGCACUCACUAUACCGAAGUCACCACAUUUCAACAAUCCCUGCAGCUUCUGUCGUGCGGUUUAAAUCCCGGAAAGCCAAACGGACUUUUCAUCCAUAUUCAUGGAUGCUCUUCUUCUUCUUCUUCUUCUUCUGGUAAUUGUACAUUGUAAAAUGAAAGCUUUGUAACCACUUUAUUUGCCUUCAUAAAGGAAAGCAAUAGGAGCCUGUGUGUUGAAAGUUUAGUUUUUACUAUUUCUUCACAACUGAGAGGUGAGAACAAGGAAAUGUGUUGAGUGCAAUCCUCUUUUUUUUCAACAAAGAGGGGUGAGUAUAAUUAAGAUGGAAGAUUAUUAUAUGGAUUAUCUGUUGACCUUAAUGCACCUUUCACAUCAUGUUCGUCGUGUGUGUCUGACAGAAGUAACCAAUGCGACUCGCUUUCUUACACAGUGUAGCCUUUUCUUUGGUGGAGGAAUUUUCAAUGAAUGUGACUUUCUAACACUAAUGUUGUGGCGAAUGCUGCACCGGUUCCACCGCUGGACUCCCUCCUGAUGCACGGAGCCAUGCUCGACUCUACUGAUGUGCUCUGUUUAUGCGAAAAGUCUUCAACUGAUCUGUUCACGCGUCACUCGGCUUCAAAGAGAUCCUCUCCGCUUGUCUGUUUUCAUGACAAAGAUCUCUUUGUGUACUUCCUUCUUCUUCUUCUUCUUUUUUUUGUUUGCGGGGGAGAUCUGUUGACGUCCUGACGGGAGCCGAGGCGAAGCUUUAACUCCUCCUCCUCCUCCCGUCUGUUUCCAGCCGAGGGUUUCUCCCAGUCCUUUCCAUCAGCGGCUCGUUGACUGAGUCCAGCUUUAGAGGAGGGCCGAAUGUGUGUGUUGAACAGUGCUGGCAGAGCGCGCUCACUCCAUCCACCCCAUUGCCAAUCACAGUAAUAAUUUGUUCCAUGUUGGAACACACGAUGUUGAUGUUUGCCUUGUUUGAAUUUGAGGCGGCGGUUCCUCAACCCUUCUCCGGCACCCCCUCCCCUCCCGCGAUGCAAGCUAACACACCAAGUAUUUUUAAAAUGUCUUUGUUUUUUGUUUUUUUUCACAGUCAAAUUCACAUAUAGAAAUUGGGGCAUGGAGGGGUUUGACUUACUGACCUCCUCGAAAUGUUUUCUGGGUUGGAUAAAUUAUGAAGAGACAUAUAUGGAAGAAAUGAACAGCUUAGCUCUUUUUUUUUUUUUUUUCCUUUCAAUGGGGCCUUAAUGAUGUGACUUUUUCCAGCUUCUUACAACAAAGUGACCGACUGGUUUCUGGAUGUGCGUCAACCUUGUUUGCUCACCAGAUUAGGAUCAUGUCUCCAGUCGACUCCACCUGAUCUGUGCAACUGCGUUUGUUUUACAGAUGUGUGUGAAACAUGAAUGUGAAUGUACACCCCACACAGAGAAACACACACACACACACCACUGUAUAAAAAUGCCUUCUUUGUGGAGCCGCUCACAGGUGUGUACCAGCAUUAGCUCAACGAACUGUUUGUACAGCGUGUCACUCUACUGAAUGUCAAAGACAGCAGAAGUAUUGCGCACACACACACACACACAUCACGUCUGAGUAGUGUAACCGUUUUCCUUUUGGUUGUGAAUCCAGAGAAUUCACCUUUUCCUCAUGUGAAACACUGUAAGAGAUGUCAGUAAUAUACACAAGAACCCAAUAGCAUGAGCAACUGUCAGUUUCACUAUACUGCCACUGUAAAACAAUAAAACACUGAUGAAGUUUAAGUGUCAUC
Molecule: messenger RNA, 3830 nt
Organism: Salarias fasciatus (jewelled blenny)
Lineage: Eukaryota; Metazoa; Chordata; Actinopteri; Blenniiformes; Blenniidae
Product: protein LCHN-like
Exons: 9
Coding region: 206-1699 (497 amino acids)
Cellular component (GO): cytoplasm
Source: RefSeq, a predicted model, not a curated record